CCGACGGCCGCUUUUCCUGUCAGCCAAGCCCCGGCCCGCCCGGCAGCUAACCCCCUGCGUCCUGCCCCUCCGGGCCCGCCCUCCACGGCUGCCGUCCCCGCGGGCCCGGGCCGCACCGCCACCCCGUCCGGGGCGGGGGCGGGCCGCGGCGGCGGGGAGGCCGCCUCGGAGGAAGUGAUGGAGGCCGAGGGAGGAGGAAGAGCCGCCGCUGGUUGCCUUUAUUUGGUAGAUACCUUAGCAGGAGAUCCAGAGGUUCUUCAAGUAGAUGCUGAAACAUACUAUGAAAAACUCUUGAAGAAAUCGUCAUCCACUCCUGAUAUUUUUUCGAUCCCUGGAGGAGAAGAGGUUAAACUUGAAGAUUCCUGUGUGUGUUUUGUCCCUCUCUACCGAAAUAAUCCUACUUGCAAAAUGUUGCUGUUAACUGAUCCGAAGGAUAAAGAGACAGUUUUGGCAGUUUAUUUGAACCAGUGUUGGUGGCCUGUUGAAGAUGUAUUAAAGACGGCUGAUCCUUCUAGAGAUGGGCUAAUUUCAGUCCAGACAUUUCGAGAAAGGAUUGUCCUCUUUGUUCUGAACUACAUUAUUUUCGGAAUGCUGGAAAAGAGUUCAGCUAAUGAUGCAUUCUUUCUACCUCACUCUGCCACCGAGUGUGCCAAGAUACUCUGGAGAAAUGGCGAGGCUGUUGCCUUUUACUCGGUCAAGAUGAAAGGGAGCCUAUGUGAUGGUACAACCAGUCAAUGUUACUUGCUGCCGGUUUUGGAUACUAUAUUCGUCCGGAGAAAGUACAGAAGAGAUGGCCUAGGGAUGAAAAUGCUGCAUGAUUUCUGUCAGUCUUUCAUGGCUGAGGAUGCCUUGGGGAUCAGCUGCCCUAUUUCUGCUGCCAUGUAUCAAGUUUGCCAGAAAUUCUUGCAGACUUAUCCCGAGGAGCAGAAGCGGCUGUGGGAGGUGGAAGCACCAGGAGAUUGGAGCCAGCGAGUGAAUAUCUGGUUAAAAAUUCAGAUGGAGUCGUCCCCUUCAGGAAAGGCUGAAGUGAGCUCUCAUAUAGAAAAUGCUCAAACCAGUAAACCCAGACAAUCAGAUGUGGACCAGAUGAAUGAGACCAUUGAAUAUAUUCCUGAUGUUGGGAAAGUGGCAGGAGGUGACACAGAAAAAAAAGAUGACACAUCAGCAGCAGGGACUCUAAACUCACAGGGUCCUGAACAAGAGGACUUAGAACAAGGUGCAAGCAAUACUCAGCAAUGCAAAGGAUUCAGAAAAAGAGCAGGCCCUGGGGGCUUAGUUGGAGACCAGGCCACCAAACAAUUUAGAAUUAUACCAUAAUUACAUUUUCAAAAAUCAGCAAAAUCUCAGUAUGGUCUUAAAAAUUGUAAUUGACUGUUCAUAAUUUGUAACACUGGAGAGAUUUCUUCAGGUAAGAUACAAUAUUUUUUGCAAGACACAUGUUCUCCAUCUUGUGUUUUGUUUUAAGUAAAGCUUUUGUUUGCUAA
Molecule: messenger RNA, 1484 nt
Organism: Harpia harpyja (harpy eagle)
Lineage: Eukaryota; Metazoa; Chordata; Aves; Accipitriformes; Accipitridae
Product: protein FAM169B-like
Exons: 9
Coding region: 178-1317 (379 amino acids)
Source: RefSeq, a predicted model, not a curated record